AUGGGAGAGACAGACCCUGGCAGGACUCAGCACCAGCUGCGAGAAGUUAAAUGGAUUCACCCAGAGUUCCCAGAACAGCUGUGGCCCAAAUCGAGCGACCCAGUAAAUGGCCAGGGCCGUGGAGCAGUGGGGAGUGGUGGGGGGGAUGGGCACUUCUGGGUGCUAAUUUCUUAUUCUCUUAUAGCUCAACGCCUGGACCUGGUCUCGAGGUUUGUGAAAGAAAACAAGGGCAGAAUCAUUCCAUUUGAGAAGCAGCAAGGCUUUCAGCUGCGCGUUUGUGACCUGGACGAGACGUUCUAUGCAGGGCAGUCGGACAUGCUGGAAGACUGGGAAGUGCUUUACCUGCCGAAGCCUGUGAAGAUGGAGGUUCUUGGCAUCGUGGAUGAUGUGCCAUGUCUGGCCACUGGACAACAGCUGGUUAUCCUUGUUGCAGACAACGGCAGCGUUUAUGCAUACGAAGAGGAGUUGUUGCACAGAGUUGGCAAGACCUUACAGGAGUUUUUAAGAGACGGGCUAUGGCUCUUCGGACAGGAAGUCUAUGCAUGUGCAAAGGACCUGGAGCCUAAUAGUGAAGAGGAGUGGGUGAAGGACCCAGAGAUCAAGCAAAUCAGGCAGAGCACCAGAGACUUCAUCAAGAGUAAAGAAGAGGCGUUUGGGAAGCACCUGGAUUUCCUUAGUAAUCUGUGAUAUUUCUAGUCUUGUAGACCAUUCUUGGGUGAGGUGUGGAGCCCACCUGAGAUACGGCCCAGCAGCAGCAGAGAGAGGAGAGAACCUGAGGGAACGGUUUUUGCAGGGAGAAUAUCUUGGGUCUCCUGCUCAUGGCAAAUUUAUGUCUUAUCACAGAAACAACGUUGCUGGUUUUCCUGGGUCUGCCAUGGUUUGGCUGGCUGUGAUUUGCAGGACUUAACUUUUCCAUCAUCAGCCCUGAGCCUCCACUUCUUGUCUGUCUCCCUCCAGUCCCCUUGUUUCAGAGUCAUCAUUGGCUUAGAAAACUUCCUUUUCUGAGCACCAUUGCCAUUCGAGAUUUACUAGCGUGCCACAGUGGAAAGUGGCCGAGCUCAGCUGGUGUGCGAUGUUUGUGUACUGCAAACGAAGAAAUGUGUGGAGUAUUGUAUACUCAUGGACUCUAGAGCUGUGCACUUUAUUGCGAUGAGGAUAGGCAUACCACCCUGUGCCAGCAGACCCCCUAACACGAUCUGGACUUGUAUUGACACCGUGGGGGACCUCUGUAUUGCUGUCAACCUUUUGUUCUGAUUAUUGUUGUGAACCCCGGGGCCUGAUUGACUGCCAGAUCUACCCCUUGGCCUAAGCUGCGAGAGCUCAUCUCCCUACUCACUCUCUCUAUGCGGGGAUGGGGACUAAGGGGUCUGUAAACUCCACAGUCAGUACAGGUCACUUGAGCUGAAUUCUCUCGACUUGCAUUCUGAGAUGCUGCUCCCGCUUGACAAGUGGUAAAUAUUCUGAACCAGCAGAGGUUGAAGGUUCCAAAGAUGGUCCUAGAAGGUAGAGAUAAAAAUCCCCACUGCUCCAGGUGUUCCCCAUGUUCUCUGUGAUGCCACGUCACAGACUCGUAAAUUAUCACCAUUCUUUGUAUUUGUUUCCAAUAGCACCCUUAAACUGUGAGGUGCCUUUCAGCAGUACGAGAAGGGACUUUUCCGUCCCAAGCCCACAGUCGAAGGACUAUCAGGCAAGUUACGGGGGGGGGGGAAUGGACAAAAUAAUUCUCUGUACAAAUCAACAAGAUCUGCUAUAGGCAGCACAGCAGAAGUGGACUCUGAAGAGAAACUUAUAAAUGGAGGGGGGAGGGGUCUGGGAGCUUGCUUCUGACACAGGCACUAAGGGUGUGACAUGCCCCAUUCUGCUGAGAAACGCAGUGCAGGCAAAUGGAACGAAAGUAGCUUGUUUAGCUAGUGAGACUCUUCUGCUGAGAUCUGCUCUGUCACUGUAACUCUCAAUUUUGCUUUGAGAAGUGGAGUCGAUGGCUGGGAACCAGAGUCCUGAGAAGAAUCAGUCGCUGAAGAACCUGCAGGAAGAUGCCUGGGGAUGGACUUGAGCAAAUGGUAUGGCGUGUCUGUUUCUCUUACCCCGCAUGGGAUAGCUGAGUAGCUGUAUUUCUCCAGCCCUAACGCCUGGCGGGACUUGCCACACAAACCACUAGAAGCAUAUUCUCGAGUCACGGAGAACUCUGAAAUCUCUUCGGCUGUUUGGCUUCUGCUCUCAUCACUUGGUCUGUGGUGGCCAGACUUUUUGCUAGGCCUUUAUUGCCAGCGGUACAGGGCUGCCUCUUCCAGCAGCUGAGCGAGGACUUUGUAGUGUUGUUUCCCACUGAGCGUCUUUUCCUGCCUCAGGGCUGUCGGGUUCCAUCCCUAUCUGCCGGGGGGUGGGAGGUGGGGUGGGAAUGGACAGGGUUUCAUGAUGCUUUGCCUUGCUUAAUACUUGGAGCUGCUUAUUUAUAUCACGUGCUUUUUUCACUGGAUUUCCACAUUUACUGAAACCUUGUUUUCCCAGCUGACAUGGGGACACUAAGUCAAUGCAAGUAACUGGAGUUGGAUAAGCAGGCGACUGUCCUGUGUGUUUAGUACGAAUCGGGACAAGUCCUUGUUUCAGAGGUGGAAGUUCUCAGGUAAUAGAGGUUCCCCUGGUUUCCAUCAGUACAUGUGUUGUGCCCCUGAUUCCACCCAUUAGUAACAUUCACUACAUCUCUCCCCCCACUUGCGUGCACACUCUGUAGGUACAGGUCUGCCACUGAGGUGCCUGCCAUUGUAUGGCGCCGGCAAACCCAUGUCCCUCCCCAGCUACCAGGUGAUGCGUUCGCUGUAUGUGGGAUCUCUGGCCUUAGGCUUCCUGCAGCAGGUGGGCCCAGCUCUGAAAUGGGGGAUGAUGCAGCAGGUGCAGUGAAUAAAGACACUGUGAGAACUUGAUAAACUAAUGCCUAGUUUCUGUGUCGCUCUGCUUGGAGGGAAGGACGAGCAGUGCUAGUGUGACUAAUGCCGCUGUAAAUAAAAUGUCUUCAAGUUUUUCUUA
This is a messenger RNA of Trachemys scripta elegans, 3024 nucleotides long. RefSeq lists its product as uncharacterized. The coding region runs from base 1 to 687 and encodes 228 amino acids. NCBI's taxonomy places the organism in Eukaryota, Metazoa, Chordata, Testudines, Emydidae. The transcript has 3 exons. The record is from RefSeq and is a predicted model, not a curated record.